Dentiscutata heterogama is the source of this 393-nucleotide messenger RNA. NCBI's taxonomy places the organism in Eukaryota, Fungi, Glomeromycota, Glomeromycetes, Diversisporales, Gigasporaceae. The record is from the annotation of a GenBank genome assembly.
UUUACCCCCAACAAUUAUCCAAAUGACGUCAUCCCAUCAAAACAACAACAACAAUGACCAAAUACAACUGAUUCCCACGCCCCAACCUGAACCAGCACCAAUCAACAAAAUUAACAUCAACCAAACACAGAUAAUUCCCACGCCCCAGUCAGUACCUAUGAUGAUCGACAAUCAAAACACAACUGACCCCCGGCUGAGCCCCCUUAACAACCUGGUAGCCUCUUCGACCCCGGAAGGUACCCCAGAUGAACCCCAAAACAACCCAGCAGACCUCAACCCCGAGAACAUGGAUACACAAUCCAAUACCACAGUCAAAUCCCUUCCAGCAAGAAAUCAUAUAGCAAUGCACUUACCUCCAACUUAUCCAAACACUCACUCCAAAAUAACAAAUAG